UUUACGAGUCUUGCUCAUUGAGUGGACUGCAGUGAGGUCCCCCGGCCGCUGGGUGGCGCUGUGAUUUCUGCGCUUUUAGUAGAUAGACGCGCUGACAUUGAACCGGCUACAGGAGCAAUCUCAUUCAGGAGUGAUUGAACAGUUUGCGGAUGUGUGAUGCACCCUGUGGGCCAGCGUUCACACACAUUCACAUGUGGAGAGAAAGACACAGAUACAGCCAGCCCCAGAGCCUUGCAUACAGGACUGCUAAGGGCAGUUUAUAUGUUCACCAUUCCUCGAGUGCAUGCAGCUGACAUUGUUGAUUCUUUACCAAAACAUGUGGGCAAGCCGGAGUUCCCAGACACAGGAUGGGACCGCGUUAAAGACAUAUUCGACCGACGAGAUGGACAGGCGUACUCGGAAGAGGUGAAGAAUGUGUCUAAGAGUGCUCUGACGGCUGCCUUGGUGGGACUGUUGUACGGAGGCCUGCCUGGAGCCCGACAUGCCCGUGAGAGGUUCAUCCAGCUGAGCCAGGCUGAGAUCUAUCGCAGCAGAGUGGAGGCAGUGCGUUCGGCUCAUAACGCAGCUAUCCGAGGCUUUGUGAGAUACGGCUGGAGGUGGAGCUGGAGAAUCGCCGCUUUUGUGACACUUUUUAACACUGUCAGUACAGGCAUUUCUGUGUACAGAGACAGUAACGCCUUGAGCCAUUUCGCUGUGGCGGGGGCUGUGACCGGAGGUGUGUUCCGAAUGAAUCUGGGCCUCAGGGGAUUGGUGGCAGGAUCUGCUAUUGGUGCUGCGUUAGGUGUGCCUGCUGGGGCGUUAAUUGUUGGGCUACAGAAGCUGGGAGGAGAGACCAUGCGUGAAAAACGACGACGGGAACGAAGAGAACUGUAUGAGCUCAGGGUGGCUGAAUGGAACGCACGUCUGCAGCUUACUGACCAGAUAAUUGGAGAAUUUAGUGGCCAGGACCAAGACACAGAAGGUGACCUUCAGCGGAUCCAUGAGCUCCUUAGUCAACCAAGGAACAAAGAAUCGACUAAGGAGUCUUAACAGAUCUGAUUAUCGUGACUGACUGAAGUUAUAGAUAAAAACAUGCUCACAAAUGAAGAGUGCUGGCUCUUCUGAUGGGAGAUGUAUUUGCAGGAUUUAAGCUGAAAGAUAAACUGGUUGCUUCCAAACAAACAUACAUUACACAUCAUGUGCUAAAUAUUUUUGCACAUCAGUCCUUCAGUUCAUUUUCACCCUCGUGUUUAAUUCCACACUGUUCAGUGUUGCUCUGUAAACCAAUACAGUAAAAUAUACAGUAUAUGUAACUUUUAAAUGUACCUUGUCUUCUUGUGAGACUUUGGGGCAAGAAUGUGGAAAAACUAAAAAAUGCCAAACCGUCAUCUGAGUUGUUGGGACUAAAGACAUUUAGUUAUUUGACUCUUAUUUGUAGACCAGAGAACCACAAAACUCAGUGUGACUGUCCUAGUAGAGUGUGUGUGUGUGUGUGUGUGUGUGUAUGUCAUAUGGUGCUGUGAGCUCGUCACAUGCCUUGGUCACUUCUGGAAACAAGAUGGCACGACACCUGAGUCCAAGUUCAACAUGUGUAUGAACACAAACGCAGACCUGCAGCACCAUCAAGAGGAGAAAUCCAGUUACAUGGGUUUACUCAUUUCUUUUUACAGACAUAUAAUUUGUAUUUAUAAAUUGUAUGAAUAUAUGAAAAUGU
Molecule: messenger RNA, 1693 nt
Organism: Tachysurus vachellii
Lineage: Eukaryota; Metazoa; Chordata; Actinopteri; Siluriformes; Bagridae
Gene: timmdc1
Product: translocase of inner mitochondrial membrane domain containing 1
Exons: 8
Coding region: 157-1029 (290 amino acids)
Cellular component (GO): mitochondrion
Source: RefSeq, a predicted model, not a curated record